Rangifer tarandus platyrhynchus (Svalbard reindeer) is the source of this 498-nucleotide messenger RNA. NCBI's taxonomy places the organism in Eukaryota, Metazoa, Chordata, Mammalia, Artiodactyla, Cervidae. The record is from the annotation of a GenBank genome assembly.
AUGUCUACCACGACUACUAGCACGCUCAACGACGACAGCGCUCAUGGGGGGCAAGCUAAGGACCACCCAGCCGUGGAGCGCGGCGCAGGCGACCACAGCAACGCCGGCAAGAGCGAGUGUAGUGCACCAAGGGGUGCCCGGUCUGCGAAGGGUGCUGACUGUACCGACGGGGGGACUGAUCGGCACUUUGGUGCUGCUUGCCAAGGAGCAGGGCGCGCUGCGCCUGUGGGGGUAGCGUGUUCACCUGAAUUCGCAGGAAGCAGCAGCAGAGGCGGCAGCAACAUCCGGAGCGACGGGCGCAACGGCGACGACGACAAUCAAAAAGUAGAAACGAUUGCGGAGGCGCGCUAUGUUCCCGUGAUUCCUCGGGUGGGUACGGUGGAGAUAGCUAGCAUAUGGAGACUGAUAGAGGAUUCGGAGCAGAUGCUGGUGGACAUCCAUCAGCGGCAGGAACGCGAGACGCCGCCGCAACAGCUGGAGGAGCAGCUUCCGGUACUU